Molecule: messenger RNA, 1010 nt
Organism: Scheffersomyces stipitis CBS 6054
Lineage: Eukaryota; Fungi; Ascomycota; Pichiomycetes; Serinales; Debaryomycetaceae
Gene: SOU2
Product: peroxisomal 2,4- dienoyl-CoA reductase and sorbitol utilization protein
Exons: 1
Coding region: 26-883 (285 amino acids)
Cellular component (GO): intracellular anatomical structure
Molecular function (GO): oxidoreductase activity, acting on NAD(P)H, oxygen as acceptor
Source: RefSeq, a predicted model, not a curated record
CACAAAUCCACCUUAUAUAAACAUAAUGACUGUCGAAACCGCCACCGCUCCACAAUCCAUGUGCAACACCGACAUUGGCUCGUUGCCAGCUGCCGACCCAGUAUUGCCAACUAACGUUCUUGACUUCUUCAAAUUGGACGGCAAGACUGCUGCCAUCACCGGAGGUGCCAGAGGUAUUGGUUACGCUAUUUCCGAAGCUUACUUGCAAGCUGGUAUUUCCAAGUUGGCUAUCAUUGACUACGCCCCAAACGAAGCUGCCCUCGAUGAAUUGAGAUCCAGAUUCCUCAAGAGCACGAUUGUCUACCACAACUGUGACGUCAGAAAGGCCGAUCAGGUCAAGUCUGUCAUUGACAAGAUCGAAGAAGAAUUCAAGGUUAUCGACAUCUUCGUUGCCAACGCUGGUAUCGCCUGGACUUCCGGUCCUAUGAUUGACCAAGAAACCGAUGAUGACUGGCACAACGUCAUGAACGUCGACUUGAACGGUGUCUACUACUGUGCCAAGAACAUCGGUAAGAUUUUCCGUAAGCAAGGUAAGGGUUCGCUUGUCAUGACUGCCUCGAUGUCUGCCCACAUUGUCAAUGUUCCACAAUUGCAAGCUGCUUACAACGCUGCUAAGGCUGGUGUUUUGCACUUGGGUAAGUCUUUGGCUGUUGAAUGGGCUCCAUUUGCCAGAGUCAACACCGUUUCUCCAGGAUACAUUUCCACCGAGUUGUCUGACUUUGUUCCAACCGAAAUGAAGAACAAGUGGUACGCCUUGACUCCACAGGGCAGACAAGGUGCUCCACGUGAAUUGUGUGGUGCCUACUUGUACUUGGCUUCGGACGCUUCCACUUACACCACUGGUUCUGACAUCAGAGUCGACGGUGGUUACUGUUCUGUCUAGUUAGACAGACACUAGGUAGAGUCAUUGGACUCUGCCGUUUUGCAUAUUAAAAGAUUUGAUUUCUUCAGAGGAGCUUAAUAAACUAUAUAUGAUAUACAUGCUCUGUAUAAUAGAUAACGAUAAUGUU